Scylla paramamosain (green mud crab) is the source of this 1633-nucleotide messenger RNA. Its product is annotated as microfibril-associated glycoprotein 4-like. The record is from RefSeq and is a predicted model, not a curated record. The transcript is spliced from 4 exons. Bases 141 to 1064 code for a protein of 307 amino acids. Lineage: Eukaryota; Metazoa; Arthropoda; Malacostraca; Decapoda; Portunidae.
UUUCCUCACAGUCAACCAGGCUUGGAGUGGCGUGUUGAGGGCCGCGAGGCACCCCGGGCUCAAGACACACACCACUCUGCUCUACGCCACACCCCACCACGGUCGCCUUGGUCAGGUGCUCUGGCCAGUAACUACUUGUAAUGAAGUUCCUUGUGGUCCUCGCCAUGGGCGUGGCCGUGGCCCAGGCAAGCACCACGUCUCCGCCCGCUGAGGAAAAUAGCUGUUCAGGCCUCAAGGACGAUCGCUCUCUUCUGUCCAGUCUGCUAACGGUCGCAGGCUACAGUGACACUUGCGUCGCCGCCGCCCUGGACUCCUGUAGGACUGGACGAGAGGACGUCCGAAACGCGUCCCUCGUGGAGGAGGCGAGGGAAGUGGUGCAGCAGGUGAGUGCUGCUGUAAACAAAUGGGAGUCUCGGCCGCGUCACUGCAAGGACUUACUGGACUCCGGGGACAGCGGGAGCGGCCUGCGCCAGGUAUACCCUUACCCUGGGCGACCCCACCACCGCGUGCCCGUGUUUUGUGACCACACCGUCGACGGCGGGGGAUGGACCGUCUUCCAGCGGCGCACCAGUGAUGCCGUCCGCCAAGAUUUCUACCGCACUUGGGUCGAGUAUCAGUUGGGCUUUGGUGACCUGGAGGGUGAAUUCUGGCUGGGCCUUGACCUUCUGCACCAGCUGACCUCCACCACCCUGCAGCAGCUACGAAUUGACCUGGACGAUUACGAGGGAGAACAUCGGUGGGCUAAGUAUGGAUUCUUCCACGUGGGCGCACCAGAGACCAAGUUCCGCCUCAGCGUUGGAAGCGGUGACGCAAGGGACGGCCUCUCUAUGAAAAGCGGCUCUUCGUUCAGCACGCAUGAUGCUGACAACGACAAGUGGACUGAUAACUGUGCUAAAAAAUUCCGAGGUGCGUAUUGGUAUACUAAUUGCCACAGUUCUAACCUGAACGGCUACCAAUAUGUGGGCAGCCACUCCUCUUACGCCGAUGGCAUCAACUGGUCUCACUGGAAGGGCCAACACUACUCCCUGAAGCGAACGUCCAUGAUGAUCCGCCCCGCCUUCUGAGCCGCUCUUGUGUUGGCUGUGGCCGGCAUGAUGGGAGGCGUGCACACAAGCACACAACACUGUGCACAGGACGCGCUUCCAGACCACCACCACCACCACCACCACCUUUCCAAGCUCCCUCUCUGACGUUACUCUCAGCCUGAGCGCCUCUCUCUCUCUCUCUCUCUCUCUCUCUCUCUCUCUCUCUCUCUCUCUCCCGCAAACCUCCGGAGUGGCUGGCCCCUCACAGCCCGAGUCACUGCGCUGCUUGCCUCCUCACACGGCCACGAGACGUGCACACCGUGCGUCCCUGCACCGGGCUGUGCGUGCUCGUAGUCACGUGACGCUGUUAGGUAUUUCAUUAUAUCCUGUGAGUUAAACGCCUGCAGGUUGCCCUUUCCCCCCUGCUCUCUCUCUCUCUCUCUCUCUCUCUCUCUCUCUCUCUCUCUCUCUCUCUCUCUCUCUCUCUCUCUCUCUCUCUCUCUCUCUCUCUCUCUCAUUCAUUGAACAAUGUAUAAUUCCUACCGGUGACAAAUGUCUUUUUUUUACUGAAUUAAAAUAAAUCGAUGUGAAGUGUUAAGCAUUGCCCA